Molecule: messenger RNA, 522 nt
Organism: Podarcis lilfordi (Lilford's wall lizard)
Lineage: Eukaryota; Metazoa; Chordata; Lepidosauria; Squamata; Lacertidae
Source: the annotation of a GenBank genome assembly
AUGGAUCCUGAAGCAAUGAAUUUCAUCUCUUCUUUCGACAUUGUAUGCCUCCAAGAGACCUGGUCCCAACAAAGUAUUGUUCUCCCAAAUUAUUGCUCCUUUAGCUCCUGUGCUCGUAAACUAACCAACAGGGGUCGCCCCCAAGUUGGCCUCGCCUGUCUUAUUUCAACCAGCUUAUCCCUCACUAUUUGCGAGGAAAUUAAAUCUUCCCCUUACUUUCUCACCAUAAAGAUUCAUCUCCCAAAGACCAAAAGCCCAUGGUUGAUAACUACAGUAUAUCUGCCCCCAGCAAUUAAUGAUUUCGACCGCAAUGAAAGGUGGUCUGAACUUUCGUCUUGGCUCCAUGAUCUUCAAACAACUAACCCAGGACUCCCUCAAAUCCUCUUAGGCGACUUUAAUGCAAGAAUAGGUCCCAACGACGAUGAUAUAAUAUCUCCCGCAGCACUCCUGGACAAUCCCCUGCAGCCCCCCUGGGGAAACAGAUGCUCUCUUGAUCCUAUAACAAAUGCGUCGGGAGGCUGA